Messenger RNA from Mesorhabditis belari, 1500 nucleotides. The record is from the annotation of a GenBank genome assembly. NCBI's taxonomy places the organism in Eukaryota, Metazoa, Nematoda, Chromadorea, Rhabditida, Rhabditidae.
AUGCUAUCAUUGUUACUGAUUUUUACAAUUAUCAUCAUCAUUUUCUAUUAUAAAUGGGUGAAAACGUUCCCGCCUGGACCUUUCCCAUUGCCGAUUAUUGGAAAUUUGCAUCAACUGGCCACAGCCAGCCAUCCCCACAAAAGAAUUGAGGAACUUGGAAAAGAAUAUGGGAAAGUUUUCACUGUUUUCUUGCCACUGCCUGUCGUUGUUGUCACUGGUUUAGAGGAGACAAGAGAAGCACUUCUUGGAUCAAAAGGCGAUAAUUUCUCUUCUCGACCCGAUAAUCCAUCAGAUUCCCUUUUCAUGAACAUUCCAAAUGGGGGAGUCAUUUUCUCGGAGGGAAAACAAUGGAAUGAGCAAAGAGCUUUCACGUUGUCGACUUUGAGAUAUUUUGGCGUUGGCUCGCAAAUCAUGGAGCAGAAGAUCAUCAGCUCAGUGCAAGCACUUUUCGAUCACUUUGACAAAUUAGAUUUAUCUUGUCUUGACAUCAAUUGGCCUGUUCAUUUAUGUGUUGGAAACGUGAUUCACGAGGUUCUCUUCGGAGAUCAAGUUCCAUAUGGGAAAGCUCAUGAGAUGCGAUAUUUUCAGGACUUGAUCGAUGAGGCGAUGCAAAUGGUUCGCAGUAGAGCCUCAGUGCUUGUCGUUCAGGCUCUACCCUGGACCCGGCACUUACCCUUGAUCGGUUAUUGGGGCUACUGGCAACUACGAAAUAUUGCGCUCGAGUUGAUUAAAUAUGUGAACGAACAAGUGCAACGAGUACAAGAGAAAGAUGAGGGAAUCGAGGAGAACUUUGUGUCGGCUUACUUGCGGGAGAUCAAAAAACGCGAGAAACUCGAGGAGGAAACCUCUUUCAACGAUGGGAAUCUCGUGAACACGGUCACUGAUCUCUGGCUGGCUGGUAUGGAAACGGCGGCGACGACGAUCCGAUGGGCGAUCACGCUACUCACCGCUCAUCCAAAAGUGCAGGAAAAAUUGGCUGCUGAGCUUGACGAGAUCGUCGGCGAUCGAAUGAUCUCAAUGAGCGACAAGCAACGAUUGCUUUAUGCACAGGCAGUCGUUUGCGAGAUUCAUCGUGUCUCAAACGUGGUCACUUUCAACGUUUUUCACAAAACAUAUCGCGAUGAUACUUUAGCUGGACAUUUCAUACCAGCUGGAACAACUGUACUCCCGCAAGUGAGCGCCGUUUUAGAUGAUGAGCAGAUUUUCGAGAAUGCCCACGAAUUUAACCCGGAACGCUUCAUAAAAAGGAAAAACGAUGGAAUUGAGCUUUUGAAAGAUGAAAUGGAUAAAGUAAUCGCUUUUUCAUUGGGCAAACGACAGUGCGCUGGCGAGGCUCUAGCAAGAAUGGAGGUAUUUCUCAUCACUCUUUCCAUUGUUCAACGAUAUCGCCUACUCCCAGCCGAUUCAAGUCAAUUGCCCAAAUUGAAUCCAAUUUUCGGCAUCCUCCAAACCCCGAAACCCUUCGAAUGGCGGCUUCAAAAUAGAAAAAUUUCAAAAUAU